This is a messenger RNA of Dacryopinax primogenitus, 1630 nucleotides long. RefSeq names its product acid protease. Gene Ontology annotation, molecular function: aspartic-type endopeptidase activity. The transcript is spliced from 2 exons. The coding region runs from base 65 to 1630 and encodes 521 amino acids. NCBI's taxonomy places the organism in Eukaryota, Fungi, Basidiomycota, Dacrymycetes, Dacrymycetales, Dacrymycetaceae. The record is from RefSeq and is a predicted model, not a curated record. Gene Ontology annotation, biological process: proteolysis.
GACUUCGCUCUCAUCGACUACGGCCAUUCCUGGACGUUGACACUCCUUUUCCCUUCCCGAGCUCAUGUCUCCGCCUUCGCUCGCACAAGCGCGCCUAGCAGCGCUCAGCGCAAUCGCAAUUAUUUUUCCAGGGAAGAUCAUCCAAUCCACCGACCACGCUGUCACCUACUCCCCAACUUCGUCAUGGGAUAUACUGAGCACGCAAGGUUCGACCGGUUGCGGUUCUCAGUUCCUAUUGGGACCAAGAGAUAAUGGAACUGUCAACUUCGUCUUUCCACAGCCAUCCACAACCUUCCAGUGGUGGGGCUAUCAACGAUCCGAUGGCGGACUAGCCCAGCUAUGUAUCGACGACUCCUGCCAACAAGUGUCUUACUACAACGCAAGUACAGAUGGGACAGAGUCGCCCCGGCUCCUCAGCUCCAUCACAGGACUUAGCAACACCGUACACACCCUGACGAUCACGAAUCUGCAAGACCCGGCUGUGACGAACUUUGGGCAGCUUACCGUGGAUCAUUUCGUCGUUGAUGGGCCGCCAAACAUAUCUGCGCGUGUGCGCGCUAGCGCCCCGACGUUUGCGGCGGAUACGGAGAUCACUACUCUGCCUCUGAACUUCUCGUACCAUGUACCCCUCGUGUUGGGAGGGCAUCAGCCACCGGUAAACGUGCUGCUCGACGCGGGUGCAACGAAUGCAUGGGUCGUCAGUACUUUCUGUACGGAGACGUCCUGCCUUGGGCAUAACGAGUACGUCCCCUCCGCGAAGUUCGUGAACCUCAACAGGACGGACACGCUAGCCUACGGAGAUGGUGGACCAGACGCAACAUUCGUCACCCUGAGAGUGAACGAUAGCCUUUCGUUUGGUUCACUCUCUAUCCCCCAAACGACUUUUGGCGCGGCGGCUCAGAUCCCCUCUGGGCAAGACUUAGACGGCAAUUUCGGUAUCGCCAAGGCCUAUUAUUCACAAUGUGGCAGCACGGGAACUUACCCGAAUUUCAUCGAGAACAUGUACCUCCAAGGCAUCAUCAAGAACCCUGUGAUUGCCUUCUACCAGUUGGACGGCACAGAGGGCGUACCACAAGGGGUGAUAUCACAGGGCACCCUCGGCGGAUUGGAUGCGAACAAGUUCACAGGAGCAGUCGACUGGAUCCCGAUAGGUGCACAGUCCAUGUGGACGAACCCUGCGUCCACGAGAUUCGUCCAGGCCUCCUCUUCCUCUUCUGUGAUCAACGCAACGGCCCAGUUUUCCCAUCCUGCCAUCACGUUUGACACAGGCGACCCUAACCUCCUCGGGCUCCCACACGACGACUGGCUCGUGCUCAUGAACCUUCUCGGAGCGCAAGGACCGGACAGCGCAGGCAACUACCUCAUACCUUGCGGUUCUCAGAUGACAUGGAACUUUGCUGGUACUGAAGGACGGAACUACACAUUCAGCCUUAUACAGGACGGGACGAACGACGGUACUGGCUUUUGUCAACCGGCGGCAAAUGAUGCAGGGGAUACAACGAACUGGAUCACCGGUGUGCCCUUUUUGGAUCAGUACUACAUCGCUUUCCACUACGAGGCAAACACCAUGGGCUUUGCAACCCGGAAUCUGGGAGCGAGCGCUGCGAGUAGUGCGCCGUUUAUUGGAUGA